Molecule: messenger RNA, 2519 nt
Organism: Leopardus geoffroyi (Geoffroy's cat)
Lineage: Eukaryota; Metazoa; Chordata; Mammalia; Carnivora; Felidae
Gene: SPN
Product: sialophorin
Exons: 2
Coding region: 16-1653 (545 amino acids)
Biological process (GO): regulation of T cell migration; cell surface receptor signaling pathway; regulation of T cell activation
Cellular component (GO): external side of plasma membrane
Molecular function (GO): heat shock protein binding; transmembrane signaling receptor activity
Source: RefSeq, a predicted model, not a curated record
CAGCAAGAGCGAGUGAUGGAGCUGUCAUCACACAGCAGCUGUGGGAGCAGGGCGGGUGGGGCAGGAUGCCGGGGUGGGGUGGGUGGAGCCAGGGCCACUUCCUUUCCCCCUGGGGCCCAUCUGCCCAGUCCUGCCCCAGCCUCAGGAGGAGUUGGAGUGGUCUGGUCCCAGCCCUGUGCCCUCAUCAACUUCCCCUCCCUCAGGUCUCCGCUCCUGCUCACGCCUGUGGCCAUGGGAAUGAUCCUGCUUCUCCUCCUCUUUGGGGGCGUCUGGACCCAAGAGAUGAACCCAGAGCUUGUGGACCUCGCGACCACUUUGGGGAUGUCUGCACCCACAGGACCCUCUGCUUCUUUGACCCCAACUUCUUUGCCCCCAAACCUCAGCGUAGUGACCCCCAGUCCUGCAACAGCCAGAGUCCGCGAGGACAGCAAUGGCACCGGGCCCCAGAUCUCCCCACCUUCUUCAGCUUCCUAUACAGCCAAUGAGGCGUUCUUUCUCGGGGCUUCCACUACUGCCGGUGGUGACCUCCAUGUACCUGAGCCAUCGGUCUCUGGGGAAGUUGCCACCAAGAAGUCAUCAAACCUGGAAACUAAUGCUCAAUCACUAGAAGACUUUCUGGAACUUCACAUUAUGACUGAUGGAACCACGGUAACCGGCUCUCUGGAGACCUCUGAUGUCACCAGGGGGCCCUCCGCCACCAUGGGGACUGGCUCUCCAGAGACCUCUGAUGUCACCUGGGGACCCUCCGUCACCAUGGGGACUGGCCCUCCGGAGACCUCUGAUGUCACCUGGGGACCCUCCGUCACCAUGGGGACUGGCCCUCCGGAGACCUCUGAUGUCACCUGGGGACCCUCCGUCACCAUGGCGACUGGCCCUCCGGAGACCUCUGAUGUCACCUGGGGACCCUCCGCCACCAUGGCCGCUGGCCCUCCGGAGACCUCUGAUGUCACCUGGGGACCCUCCGCCACCAUGGCCACUGGCCCUCCGGAGACCUCUGAUGUCGCCAGGGGACCCUCUGCCACCAUGGCAACUGGCUCUCUGAAGACCUCUGAUGUAGCCAGUGUAACCCCUCUCACCAUGGCAACUGGCUUUCUGGCGAGUCCUAAGGGGCCCAGUGGCUUCCCCACCUCCUCGGCAAAAACACCCCCCAUUUCUACAGGCACAGGCAGUAGGCAUCCCUCAUUAGUUCCCAAGAAAAAUGGCACCCUGCUGGUGGCUGUGGUUGUGGCCCUGGUGAUGUUCACAAUCCUUGUGACCCUACUCCUGCUGUGGCGCCGGCGGCAGAAGAGGAGGACAGGGGCCCUGAUACUAAGCAGGGGAGGAAAGCGCAACGGGGUAGUAGAUGCCUGGGCUGGGCCGGCCCAGGUGUCUGACGAGGAGGCCCUGACAGCAGCAGCAGGCGGGUCUGGGGGCGGGAAGGGCCCCGGGGUCUCCGAGGGGGAAGCGUCUGGCCAGCGGCCCACACUCACCACUUUCUUCGAUAGACGCAAGUCGCAACCGGGCUCCUUGGAGCUGGAGGAGCUGAAGGCCAGGCCGCCCCCCGUCCUAAACGGGGAGGAGGAGCCGCUGGUGGGCAGCAAGGAUGAGGCUGUGGAGGCCCCUGCUUCGCAGGGGCCAGAGGCCGGAGAUGUGGAGGCCCCUCCGUGCUUGUGAAAAACAGGAGCGCAGGUCAGAAUGGCUCCCAGCCUUCACCACCUUCCCUCCUAUCAUCGCCUCCAGCUUCCUUGUCACGCAGCAUCGUCUGGGUCCUCACCCUGUAUGUUCAUCCCGAGCCCUCGUCCGGCUUCUCAACCCCAGGUCUCCCAGGCGGCACCCACACCCCUGGAACCAACAGACUUUCCUCAUCAAUCCCAACUGGUCCUCAUCACCCUCUUCUCCACGUUUUUGUCCUUGAAAGCAGCUGCUGAGUCUCCACAAUGCCAAACUUCCUUGGCCAAUGCCGUCUCAGAGGACUCCCCAGGGACACGGGAGUCUAGGAAGGAAGAUGGGGACAACCCAGCAAACUCUCGCCGAGGAUUGCUCUGGAAAGUGCUUUUGGCCCCAUAGAUUAGGACAGUCCUACCGGCUCAGCCCACGAACCUGCUUUGACACUGCGCAGUGCUCCGUGCCCGGCCACUGGCCACCAGAGCAGGGACUGGGGGGCGUCACCUAGCUGUGCUCUCGGAUCCUAGGCUGGCGCCUGGCCCACACUCCCCACCCCCUACCUGUGGAUUGAGGCGGCAGCUCCUUCUCCCCCACCGGGGGCAGAGGUGAGAAAAGUUUCCUGGCGGGUGCAGUCUUCCAGAAACCCUGGCACCCGCGUGUGUCCUGUCACGGGCGCAGCUUGCGUGCAAGAGGCCAGGCCUGGCCGCGUUUGUGCAGGUGGCGGUGAGUAGGGCCGGCGUGUGGAGGGGACAGGAGCUGCCAAUCCGAGGAGCCCCUGAGAACAUCUGUGUCCUCAUCUUGGUUCAGGUGGGCUGGAGGCGGCAGAAGAUUUAGCCAUAUCUGUAGCCCAAUAAAGAGCGUGGGGCUUGAUAGAC